AUGCCUUCCAAGCAGAAGGAGCGCAAGUCAGUGUAUCUUGGGGUCACACAAGGUCAAAUUGGUAUUCAGAAACGAUUAGAUUGGGAGGAAAAGGUCAUUGAGUUUCUGGACGGGCAGAGCGAGAUACCAAAUUCUAGAAGGAAGUACCGCAAUGAGGAGGAGGAGGAUGAAGAGGAUGAAGAGGAAGAGGAGGAUAUGGCGUAUCCACAUGAGUCGGAUUCGGAUGCGUCGGAUUCGGAUGCGUCGGAUCCAGAUGAGUUGGAUUCAGAUGAGUCGGAUCGGAUGAGUUUAGUUGAAGAUACUUGA
Alternaria viburni is the source of this 306-nucleotide messenger RNA. RefSeq lists its product as uncharacterized. The transcript is spliced from 2 exons. Bases 1 to 306 code for a protein of 101 amino acids. NCBI's taxonomy places the organism in Eukaryota, Fungi, Ascomycota, Dothideomycetes, Pleosporales, Pleosporaceae. The record is from RefSeq and is a predicted model, not a curated record.